This is a messenger RNA of Mytilus californianus (California mussel), 1559 nucleotides long. RefSeq lists its product as uncharacterized. Bases 38 to 1369 code for a protein of 443 amino acids. The record is from RefSeq and is a predicted model, not a curated record. The transcript has 2 exons. Lineage: Eukaryota; Metazoa; Mollusca; Bivalvia; Mytilida; Mytilidae.
UAUUAAGUAUGUGAAGCUUUUAAUUCGACAACGUCUGAUGUUUGCUAUUUUAGUAUUAGCCAUUAUAUCUGAAGUUUGCACCAUAACGUUUUUAUUGAUUGAUCCGUAUGGUCUUUUGAAGAGAAUGCCAGAAAUAAUCUUAAGUUUCCUCUGGAAGAUCCCAGACACUAUAAUGCUAUGGAAUUUUUUCUUACUUCAUUACUUUUUAUCAAAACAAACUCGAUUACACAUCGGUACGCCGAAAAUAAAGAAUUUUAAUUUGUUGUUGGUGUGUUGUAUAGUCGAGUCAGUGCUUCUAGCAAUACGUAUAAUCUUGACAUGCUUUCAAAUUACUACUUUUCCGCUCCCAGUUAUCAACGACGGAAUCGUUACCAUUUUUGCUUUUCUGUUACUGUCUGUUUUUAUAUAUGGAGCACCACAACUAUCGCAAUACAUAAGGGAAACAAAGAGAGCAAGCAAAAGUUUUAAUGAAUUUAGCUCAUACAGGAAAAGAGAGUUCAAAAUUUCUCAGUCAUUCGAUUGUAACCAGAAACGGCUGCAAUUUCCAAAGAUAAGGAAAUCCGAAAGUUCUUUUAGGAAGAUAUCGCUAACAAGUUUUUCCGACUCCUCUGUGAUUGAAGGAAAAGUACAAGUCGAAAAACAUCAGGCAAUAUUUUCAAAGGUGAUAAAACGUCCCUGCAAUUUAAUUAUAAAGCCAAAUAGUUUCACCGAUGACAUACUAAACUUCGGAGGAAAUUCACAAAGUAAGGAGGUGAAAAAGGAAGAUUUUAUACCCGAUAUUACAAAAGAUAAACUAAUAAAUCCAAAUACUGCAACGGACUCUGUGUAUAAAGAAGGACCUCAAGAACAAUGUUACUCUGCUAAAUUUCUUGUUCUCGACAAUGAAUUAAUACCCAACGACUUCAAUGACGUAAGACAAGAAAAUUCAAAAUCUACUUCAAAUGAGCAAGGGUACUUAGCUGAUGGUGAAUGUCACAGCCAUAUGUCUGAAAAUAGUUCAGACUCUAGGAGCAAAUCAUUUGAUAGUCAGCAAACAACGGAAGCGAAUCGUAAAAAUCAAGCAGGAUUUCCGGUGUCGAUUUCAUUUUUAAGUUUAUACAGAGUACGACAAUUUAAAAUGUUACAACGAAUGUUAAAAGUAUGUUAUAUCCAAACAUUUUCUUUGGGAAUUUUAAUCAUUUGUAAGCUUUACAUUAUCUUUAGUGAAUACGGAGGAAUAUUUUACACCAGACGUUUGAAACCUGUAACAUGGCUUGUGUUCCAGUCCUUAUACAGAACUGUGGAGUUUACAAUAAGCCUUGUUUAUACAACAGCAGUUCAUGUGUAUACGUCAUCAAAACCGUCUGGUCAAACGAGGAAAAGAAAAUAACAGCUAUCUUCAAUGUUGCAUAUCAACUUUCAUGUGCACACGUCAUCGAAACAUGUUGGUCGGAUGAGGAUCAGAAAAUAACACCUACCGCCGAUGUUGAAUAUUAAUUUUCUUGUAUGAACUUGUUCUUAUUGUCUAAAAUCUAGACUUUUUAAUUUGAAUACAACAAGCAGCUUAUUUGCAAAUUAUC